This is a messenger RNA of Mollisia scopiformis, 936 nucleotides long. RefSeq names its product mitochondrial carrier. The record is from RefSeq and is a predicted model, not a curated record. Gene Ontology annotation, biological process: mitochondrial citrate transmembrane transport. The transcript is spliced from 5 exons. Lineage: Eukaryota; Fungi; Ascomycota; Leotiomycetes; Helotiales; Mollisiaceae. Bases 1 to 936 code for a protein of 311 amino acids.
AUGGUAGCAAUUCAGGAACCAGUAACUACACUUAAACCUGCAGCCAAAGUGUUGCCCGGUAAAAAGACCAAGCCAUACAUCUCUCCAUAUGUGUCCCUUGCGGGCGGUGUUGCGGGUGGGUUCGAGGCCGCCAUGACGUAUCCUUUCGAAUUUGCCAAAACAAAAGUACAACUGCGGGGAAAUUCUUCGACCACCAACCCAUUACUCGUCAUUCGAAAUGUUGUUCAGAGUGACGGUAUCCGUGCUUUAUACACGGGGUGUUCAAAGCUGGUCGUAGGAACGGCAUUCAAGGCCAGCGUACGGUUCUUGUCGUUUGAUUCAAUCCGAAAUGUACUCGCUGAUGAUGCUGGGAAAUUGUCUCCUGCUCGAGGUAUACUGGCCGGCAUGUGUGCCGGCAUUGUCGAAAGCGUGGUAGCAGUCAACCCCCACGGAGAGAAUAAAAACAGCAUUAAUUUCCUCAGAAUCGACGACGCAAAAAGAGAGCAUCGAUUUCACGGCGGAUUGCACGCAGCACGCACCAUGAUCAAGGAAUCCGGCGUCUCAGCCCUCUAUCGCGGCCUCUUAUGGACAACCGCUAAGCAAUGUUCUACUUCAGCUGUAAGAAUGGGCUCUUACAACGUUCUACGAGAGAGUUUGAAAGAGCGUGGUGUGAAGCAGACCCCAGUAGUGACCUUUGCUACCGGAGCGGUAGCUGGGACCGUGACCGUGUACGCCACUCAGCCUUUUGAUACGAUGAAGACACGAUCCCAGGCUGCUGUUGGAGCCAAGACCUCGGAUGCGAUAAAGAGUAUUCUGAGUGAGAACGGCGUGAGAGGGUUUUGGAAGGGAAGCACGAUGAGGCUUGGGAGGUUGGUUUUUAGUGGGGGGAUUGUGUUUAGUGUUUAUGAACAGGUUGCUGCGUUACUUAUACCCUUGCAGAAACAGAGGAUGUUAUAG